Epinephelus moara (kelp grouper) is the source of this 3409-nucleotide messenger RNA. RefSeq names its product type-2 angiotensin II receptor-like. The transcript is spliced from 2 exons. Gene Ontology annotation, cellular component: membrane. Lineage: Eukaryota; Metazoa; Chordata; Actinopteri; Perciformes; Serranidae. Gene Ontology annotation, molecular function: G protein-coupled receptor activity. The record is from RefSeq and is a predicted model, not a curated record. Gene Ontology annotation, biological process: immune response; G protein-coupled receptor signaling pathway. The coding region runs from base 262 to 1527 and encodes 421 amino acids.
UUCACUCUGAUUUCUACACACACACACACACAGAUGCACACACACAAACACAGAGGCAUGAUAUGGUCUGGGGCACUCAGCUGUGCAGUUUCUAUUAGAGGGGUCGAGGAGCAAUUGUCAAGACAUGGACUUUAGCCAAGAGAGACACUGAAAACGGCUUGACUGCUUUUGGACUGGAUGCCUAAUCACUCAAAGCCGACCUUGGAAAACUGAAAGGAGGGAAGUGAAAUUGUGUGACGCAAGGGUACAUCCAGUUCCAUAAUGGCAAUCCCAAAUGACCUCUCCCUUUUCAACUCCACCUCCUCCCUUUAUUCAGCAACAAAGACUGAACCUAACACCUCUCUGGCCCCCUCUGCUCCCCACUGCCCGGACUGGCCUCCCAUACCCAUGACCAUAGUUAUCCCCGCCAUCUACAGCGUUAUCUGCGUGCUGGGAACCAUAGCCAACGCCCUGGCAGUGUGCGUGUUGGCCCAUGCCAGCGCCUCAAGGAGAACUGUUGCUAACACUUUCAUGCUGAACCUGUGUGUAUCCGACCUGCUGUUCCUGCUGUCUCUCCCGCUGUGGGCUGUCUACUACUCCCAGGGCUACAGCUGGCCCUUUGGCUGGGUUGCCUGCAAAGUCUGCGGAGCUCUCCACAAUCUCAACCUCUACGCGUCCAUCUUCUUCAUCACAUGCAUGAGCAUAGACCGCUACCUGGCCAUUGUGCAUCCGCUCCGCUCCCAGAGUGCACGAGACCCCAAGCGUGCCCGGCUUACAUGCAUCCUGGUGUGGGUGCUGGCAUGUGCUUGCUCGGCCCCCAUCUUUUACCUGAGGAACACUUACCACCUGGAGAGGCUUGGCGUGGAGGCCUGUGUGAUUGACUAUCCUGAUGAUACCUGGUAUAUGACCCUGGUCUGGAUGAAGAUGUGUCUGGCCUUUCUGCUGCCACUGCUUGUCAUCUCUUGUUGCUACUGUGCUAUAGGUAGACAUUUGUUGGCUGAUACAGGGCUGGUAAGAAUGCAGAAUGUGUCACACCCCAACAUGCCCUCUUUUAAAUCACUGGAGUCCAGGGACGGCUGCAGUAGACCAGACAGACCCCCGACUCCCUGCGUGAGCCCCAGCUUCAGCGCGAGCAGACCCCUGGAGGGCAGGGGGCUGGAGCGGGUGUUGUGGACAGUAGCUGCUGUGGUCGUGGCCUUUUUCCUCUGCUGGUUCCCCUUCCACUGCGUGACCUUCUUGGAUGUGCUGAUGAGUGAUGGCUGGUUGGAUGGCUGCGGGAUAGACUGGACAAUCCACAACCUCACCCCUCUGACCCUCUGCUUGGGCUUCUCUAACUCUGCCAUCAACCCCGUGCUAUACUGCUUCAUCGGGAACCAUUUCCGAGGCCGUCUCGGGGGGCUCUGCAAGGGCCUGUGUGUUCGUAUGAAGGUCCGUGGCGAUGAUCACAGCCAGAAGAGGGGCUCCUUUAGCACCAGGCUAAGCUCCUUCUCCCGAAAACUCAGUGACCUGAAAGACCUGGCGAUUGUGGAGCCCUCAGGUUCUGCUUAGCAAGUCCCCAGAAGGGAGACUUUCCCCUCACUCACUUGGUCUCACACCCCAAAGAGUGAUGCCAGUGUCAAGUGACUGCCAAACCUCCAAUAAGCAUGAAUGUGUGAGACGGAGCUGUUACUAUAACUGACUGAGUCAAAGUCCAGCAGAGCUCCAUUCUGCCCUACAAAGACAGGAAAAAAAGGACCUAAAGAAAACAUGAAGCUGAGGGGAAAAAGGUUUAAAGGAACAGUUCGCCCUAAAAACACAUAUAUUUCCUGUUACCUGUGGUGCUUUUUAUCAAUCUAGAUUGUUUUGGUGUGAGUUUCUGAUGUUGGAGAUAUAGGACGUUGAGAUGUCUGCUUUUUCUCCAAUAUAAUGGAACUAAAUGGCACUCAGUUUGUGGUGCUCCAAAUGCCAAAACAAACAAACAACUGCUUUUGAAAAACUCAACAGCAAAGUUUCUUUCCAGAAAUCAUGACCAGGUUACUCAAGAUAAUCCACAGACCUUGUUGUGAACAGUUUCAUGUAGAAAAUAUUUUCUUUCUACUGAACUACACCCAUAUCAUGGCACAGAAGGAAGCGUGUACUCCAUUCAUGGACAAGAAGCUUGUGCUCAUGACUGCACGGUGAUAGGGUUGGUGGGUGUAGUUAGGUAGACAGGAAAUAGUUCCAACAUGAAGCUGUUCACAACAAGGUCUGUGGUUUAUUUUGAGUAACCAGGUCACAAUUUCUGGAAAGAGACAUUGCUGUUGAGUUUUUCAUAUAUACUAUUUUGGUGCUUUGAGCACCACAAGCUGAGUGCUAACUAGUUUCAUUAUAUUGGACAAAACCUAGACAUCUCUACUGAUGAUAUCUCCAACACUCAGCAACUCACACACAUAAAAAAAUCUAGACUGAUAAAUAGCACUACAGGUAAGAGGAAAUAUAUGUAUUUUCAAUUCUGUAGUGAACUGUUUUUAAACAGUUAAAAACACUUUUUUGUUUUUUUAAGUUUUGCAGCUAGUUUGCCAAACCAUGUAACAGAUAAUUUAUACACUUCACGCCUUUAAAGCUGCAGCAGUCAGCUGUUUUUAGUGAAAUAGCUUUAAAGAAUGUACUGCAAACAACCUGCACAGCAGACAGAAACAGUUGGUGACUAGCUGGUGAACACAGCGCAACAUUUAGCAGCUAAGGAGCCUCAUAUUUUCCACAGGAGUUGGUGGAGACCAAAAACGGAGUGUGAAUAUUGGACUUACAAAUUUUUACAAGUUCUCCGUAUAAACUUUAAAGAUAAAUGAUAUGUUGGUUUUUAUGUUCACAAAGUUCUCCCAUGUCAGUUACAGCUACUCUGCUAAGCUAGGCUAGUAUUAGUUUAGCAGGACCAAUUUAGCUGCUGUUACUUUAUCAUGGUUGGAAUUAGCUUCUGCCUCAUGUACAUGGGAUCAUAACUUGAUAUUAAGAUGUUUGGUGACCAUAAUAGUUUUUUAUCACAUGAAAACAGGCAUGAAGGAAGAGGUACAUUUAUGUUUACCUCCUGUAAUGCUAGCUGUAGCUAUCUCAACAGCUAGCUUGUUUUUAAGCUUCAUUUUGUAGCUUUGCAAACUGUGAUUUCUCUGAAAUGAUACCAAAGCAUAAUAUUUUAUAUGGUAACACAAUGUUAUUGAGGUUACUCCAUUUUGAAUGCCUAGCUACUGCAUUUUGGCUUUGUACAGGCCAAAACAUUGAAAGACAGAUGUAAAAGGAUAAUUAUUAACCAGUCAUAGCAAUGCUACCACUACUGUUCUUUUUGGGACAAAGAUAUUAUAUGUGUAAUCAUGUAACCUGUAACAUUUUUAUUAUAUUAUUCUGUAAAGACAGAUUAGGAAAAUAAGAAUGACUGCAUUUCUUUGACUGAAUAAGAAAUAAAGUGAACAGUAUUUCC